Molecule: messenger RNA, 2844 nt
Organism: Carassius carassius (crucian carp)
Lineage: Eukaryota; Metazoa; Chordata; Actinopteri; Cypriniformes; Cyprinidae
Product: microtubule-associated protein 6-like
Exons: 3
Coding region: 451-1587 (378 amino acids)
Biological process (GO): regulation of microtubule cytoskeleton organization; microtubule cytoskeleton organization; cytoskeleton-dependent intracellular transport
Cellular component (GO): microtubule; cis-Golgi network; Golgi-associated vesicle
Molecular function (GO): microtubule binding; calmodulin binding
Source: RefSeq, a predicted model, not a curated record
AAGCAGUGGGUGGAUUUGGAUGUGUGUCAGUCUUGAAAUGGUUAAAUGAGCGGCGUCUCCACCCGAUGCUGGCCAGACGCUGACGGCUGCAGGUGAUGGUUCACUCCGCAGACCACGAGCAUAUUCCUAGGAAACACGGGAGUGGUGUCCAAUCAUACAGCUGCCAGUGAAGGUGCUUUUUCUACAAAGAAAUCUUUAAUUUACAUUUAUAUCUGAGAGAAAACAAGCACAUCGAAAUUACUCUGCUGAGGGCAGUGCGCAAGCGCGUACGCUAAGAUACAGGGAAUUUCAACACUCGUGAAGGAUUUCUUUCAUCAGAAGGGACAUUUAAAGGAAAGAGCAUCGCUUGUUCUGAUUUAUAAAAAAGAAAAGAAAAAGAUUUUAUGCGUUGUGGUCCCCAUUUCUGAAUCGGUUCUCUUUAUUCAAGCCCUCGCCUCGUCGUUAUCGAUCAUGGCAUGGCCCUGUAUCACCAGGGCUUGCUGCAUCAACCGCUUCUGGAGUGAGUUGGACAAAGGUGACAUUGCAGUGCCUUUGGUAUACACGAAGUAUUCAGGUGUAGCCGAUGUGCAACAUCUGCAUCCUCAGCCCAAGCCAUUAAUAUCACAGAAGCCGGUCACCACAGAAUCCCAGCCUGCCCAUGGCGCUCACCAGGAGGCGUCGACCACAGCGACUCACGCCGCCGCUGAUGCCGCAGCAGCAUCAUCUCAAGACGGCUCAGGCGCUUCUGUGAUGCGCGAGGAUUUCAAAGCCUGGAGUGUGCGUCCGGAACGAAGCUGCAAACCCAGAGACGAGUAUCAGCUGUCAAAGGCCCCUUUCAACAACGUGACUCAGUACCAGAAAGAUUAUAAACCGUGGCCCAUUCCGAAAAGAGAUCAUCCGUGGAUUCCCAAACCCACUCCUGAUGCACCUUGUAAGGCUGAGAGCAAGUUCUCCAAACAGGAGCAGGCCGCUGCUGAGGUUGAAACCGGUGUGGAAAAAUGUGAGAUUGAAGAAAAACAGCACGAAAAAGAGAGUAAAGAAAGGAGAAAGAAGGUAGACAAAAAAGAGCAUGUGCCAGAGGGGAUCAAAAUGGAGCAAGAUGUUGCAGUGGAGGGAAAGAGGAGGUCAGCUGCAGAUGCUCUCAACAGACAGAUUAAGGAGGAAGUCACAUCUGGAAGUUCAUAUAGGACGGAGUUUAAGGCUUACAGUGAUGUCAAACCAGUGAAACCCAUCAAAGCGAAAUCUCAGUACAAAAUCUUAGUGGAGGAGAAGACCAGCCUGGAGACCAGUUACAGUGCAACCUUUAAAGGAGAGCAGGGCAAACCUCAGGCCACAGAUAACAAGCUGCUGGAGCGCCGUCGGAUACGAAGCCUGUACAGUGAACCAAGCAAGGUAGGAUGCGUUCUCAGGCAUAAUAUAUCACUUUCCAAGCCAAAAAAGACAACAAGCCAUAGCAAAACAGUGAAAAAAGCAAAGGAGAAGCCAAUCGCUGGGAGUCAAGCUGCCAAGAAGAAAACCUCAGUGAGCAACCAGGAGCCAAAGCCAGAGGGAGGGGUCACCAAGAAAAGCAAAGAAAUGAUCAACAGACUAGCCGAGGCAAAAGAUUAAGUGCACUUUUGUGUUUGGGGGGGUUGAGGAGGCUAUAAUAAAGAACAGAGGACUCUCAUCCCCUUGUUCAUGACCUUACUAUAGUGGCCUGACUCUGAUGGUGUUGUUACCUACGUAUUGUAGUGGAUCAAGGCUUAUCUGCUUGAUUUGUCUUGACUGUGUGGCCACUGUCCAGUCUAUAAUGAAUCUAUCUUUGCUUUUGCCCUGCGUCUUCUCCCUUUCCAUAUACAUCAAUAGCUUUCCCUGUGGCAAAGAUGAUUCACGAAUCCCUGUUGCAUGCUGCCUCUGAGCAAAUGGCAAUAGCCUUAUAAUAUAAGCUAAGGUUUUUGCUUUAUCUUGCAUUGAAAGAUAUUUACUGCAAACAAUAAUGUUCUUUUCUUUCAAGCAAUCUAAUGUGAUACAGACUUCAUUUAAAGUAUAUGGACCACUCUAAUUAGAUGCACCAAUAGCAUUUCUCAAACACUAAGAUGUAAUAUUUGUCACCACACAGCUGGAUUAUAACAAUGUCUUAUUCCUCACAAUCAACAGCGAACACAAGAACGUCUUAACAUCUCAAACUGCAUGUUUAAAGAUUGUGUGACACCUGAAAUUAGCAGUUAGGAGCCUUACGAGUGCUCAAAAGCACCAUGUUUAUCAAAUCCAGCUUUACUUUUUGAGUAUUUCAGUUCUUUUGACACCAGUGGCAGUCAUUUUUAAACAAAUUGAGGCAUGGUCACUCUUAAAGCUUUAUUGUUACCUUGUAGUGUAGAGCAUUAUGCUAUGGAGACCUAUUUACGCUUAGCUUGCUUUGCUAAAGCAUCGUUCAAAUGUGCUCUCAUAUGCAUCUUUCUAUCUAAUAAGAGAAUUUGCUGAUGUAAACUUAAAACUGCCUACGUUCCUUGCGUAUGCUGUAAAAUGGAUGAUUGAAUUGGGAAGAAUGCUGCUAAGCAUACAGCUGAGGUCCAUGUGAUUGACAGACAGAAGCGUGCUUUAUAGUCAUCUGUAUGUUAAUCAUCAUUCUGACCUGAUCUGGUCUGGACCGGUGAGAGCCCUCUCAGAGUAAAUCUACAGCCUCUUGGUCCCGAGCUCCUCCUGGGUUGUCCUACACGUGCUGUGCACAGCAUUCUAGGUGCUAUCCUCAAGCUAUGCUUUCCGUAACAGUAGUGCCUGUAUACUGAGCAACAUAGGACCAUCAGAUUUCCAACUGGUAAUUCUAAGUGUGAUGUGUUUGUGUUGUGAGCUUGCAUUGAAUGAAAUUAAUUAAAAUCAUUAAAGCAA